CAACUGAAAGUGCUUCUGGUUGUGCAUUUGUCAUGGCGAAAUUGUCUAGUGAAAAUUUGUGUUUGAAUUAACUAAUUAGGUUGUGUGUGAUUCUGUGCUUUAUUUGUGUCUUCAGUGGAGUUAAUAUUUAAUGAUUAAUUUGGUCGAGUUGUGCAUAGUAUGUCGGAGGUGGCACUUGGUGUCCCGUUAAAAACACCGACUUCAGAUGGUGAAUUACAUAGUGAUAGACAAGCAUUAAAUGUUACAAAUGAUGCUGACAAUUGUGAUCAGUCACUAAUUUCUAACUUACAAGAAUCAAAACUUAAAAGAACCUUCACUUUAACUAGGAAUGCUUUGAGUGGAACAAGGUGUAGCAAACGCAAAGCAAAACAUAAGGACAGCAAAGAUAACCUAUCUAAUAAAAGUUCGAUGGUGAUCCAGGAAAACGAAAACAUGGACAUUCAAAAGCAAAACAAAAAACUUUUCCGACGUCCUUCGUGGAACAAGUUUAUCACCAAAGUGGUUCAAAAGGUUUCUGCAUUAGGCAUUCAAAACAACAAGAAUGCAUGUCCCAAUUAUGUUUACAGUAGCCGCAGAAGGUACACCAUGUCACUUUCUUCAUCUGAUAUUCGAGUACCGCCAACCAAACCUCUUCUUAUCGGUAAUGGUGAUAAAGUACCCGGUGUAAUGGGUCUUCGAAACCAUGGUAACACUUGUUUUAUCAAUGCAGUAUUGCAGUGCCUGAGCCACACCGAUAUUUUGGCUGAAUAUUUUGUGCUUGAUCUAUAUAAAGCAGAUUUGUCAAGAAGGAAUAAGUUGAACUCAAAAAAGUAUGGUACCAAAGGAGAGGUAACGGAGCAAUUAGCAUUAUUAUUAAAAGCUAUUUGGUCGUGUCAGUAUGAUCCAGAAAUGUCGAACAAGUUCAAACUGAUUGUGGACAAGUACGGGAGCCAGUAUCGAGGGAACAACCAACACGAUGCGCAGGAAUUUUUGUUGUGGCUACUAGACAAAGUCCAUGAAGAUCUCAAUACGGCCACUAAGAAGAAGUACAAAGUGAUUAAGAACUCAUUUGGCCGUCCUGACGACAUUGUAGCCGCUGAGACGUUGGCCAAUCAUAUGAGAUGCAACGAUAGCUUCGUCCAUAUGGUGUUCCAAGCCCAGUUCCGCUCGUCACUGACGUGUCCGCGCUGCAAGAGACAGAGCAACACGUUUGAUCCGUUCCUGUGUGUGAGUGUUCCCGUACCUCAGGACCAAUACAAGGCUGUUAUAGUGACUGUUCUGUAUACCAACCAACAACCCAGACAGGUGAAGCUGGGGUUGUCCGUACCUCUGCAUGCCGACAUGAGGGACCUAAGAGAGCUGCUGGCCUCGGACACUGGUAUACCCGAGCCUCACAUGUUGGUCACUGAGAUAGACGACGGAGGCUUCCACAGGACCUUCUCUGACAAGCAGCCAGUCAGCAUAAUCAAGCACACAGACCCGAUAUACUGCCUGGAGCUGCCUCAGCUGAAGGAGGCUACCACAGACUCUGGGGAAUACAUACUGUUGUGUUGGAUCAAUGUACUCAUGCUGCCAGACAACCAGUGUACAAGGUUCAGCAGCCCAUUCACCAUGCAGGUGUGCCGGGAGACGUCGUACCAGGACCUGCAGAAGCUGUUGCUGAAGGAGAUGGCAGCGACACUGCAUGACGAUGUGUUGACCAGUCAGCAGGACCUGCCUCUGUUUAGGAUCAGAGUGUGUGAUGCUGGCGGGGAGGCGGGGGCCACUGACCACAGCUAUCUGGACCCUCAGGUGGAUCAUCCGCUGUACACCCAGCCCAUAGACCAGGCACUCGCCAUGUGUGACUCUCAACCCCAUGUUAAGUUUGUGCUGGAGUGGGAAGCCGCUGCCAAAGAAAGGAUCAUAGCAGACGACAGUGAUCAGCUGGAAGAGCACGCCAGUGUGAAGGAGAUGCUAGCCAAUGCAGAACAAGGUCACUCUGUCACGCUGGAGCAAUGUUUUGAGCUAUACACAAAAGCAGAGGUCCUGGGUGCAGAGAAUGCUUGGCAUUGUCCCAACUGCAACUUGAAGCAGGAGGUAGAGAAGAAGCUGGGUCUGUGGACAUUGCCGGACAUCCUCGUCAUCCACCUCAAGAGGUUCAGACAGGCUGGCGGGAAGCCUAACAGAUCCUCAGUCAAGUUGACCACACUGGUGAACUUCCCCCCGUACGGGUUCGACAUGUCACCUCACGUCUGUCCCGCCGGUACCCACACCCGAGGCGGAGGUUGGUCGCCAUGGAGACGGCCACCCACCUCACCCAGCCAGGGAGGAGAGUACAUCUAUGACUUGUAUGCUGUAUGUAACCACCACGGCCAAGACCUGCAGAGCGGACACUACACGGCCUACUGCCGCAACCCGUACGAUGGCCAGUGGUACUGCUUUGACGACGCCAAGGUCACCCCGGUGUGCGAGAGUCAGCUGGUGUCCCCUGCUGCGUACAUCUUGUUCUACCAGAGGCGAGGCCUCAUGUCGCCCAGCUCCAACUCUUCAUGCAGCUCUACCAUCGGACUGGACCACUGGGCGUCACGGCUCGUCUAUAUUCCAGAAGAGAACAACAAGGAUGGUAUAGUGAGGAACUCUGUGGCCUACUCGACGCUUCCGUCCACCAAGCAUUCUGUGGCAACAGAGACAGACAUUCCGCUGACCAACAUUGUGAACUCACCCACCUGUGAGAGACGGGAAGCGUUUGACAAGGAGAUAACAGACAGCAAGAUAUGUGAUAUGGACGAGAUACGGGACAUCGAUGCAGACGAUGUAGAACUGUCUGAAUCGCGAGUGUAGCAAGCCCAACCAAAGAUACUGGCCACCUGACCAUUCCAGAUGCCAAAUUAUUCCUACAAGAACUCAAGUUUUUCGUCUUGAGAAUUUUUUAAUUUUUCCAACGUAGUUUUUCAACGCUCCACUACUACUUCAGAGGCACCGUUUUAUAUUUUCCUAUUCCAUUUAGCAUUAAGGAUGUGUUUUGUGUUUUUCCACUUUUCAGUGUGAAAUUUUUAACAAACUAUGAACAUUUUUUGAUUCGGCGGUAAAGUUUUGUUUGUGGGUCUGAUAUAUUUGUAAAGGUCGUUAUAAUUUGAAAGUAUUGGUUUUUAUUUUUAUAAAAUGUAGUUUUAGGCUAAUCUUGGUUUUCUAUUUUUACUUAAAAAUUUAGUAUUAACUUGCUCUUUACAUUUUAGUCCUCUCUACAUAAGUGAAGUGUUAUUUUUCUCCCUUUUAUUCUAUACUAGAGGUCGUUCAGUGGUCAAAAACUCAACUAAAAAUAUCUAAUGUACUGGUACUGACUUCUCUAUUUUCACCCCAUGCUGUAAAUAAAACAUGUGAUUGGAAUUUCUCCCGUUUGUUAUGAUUUUCUGUUUAUAUUUCGUCACCAGCAUGACAACCCAUAAGGCCCAUGUAAAUUUUUAAAAUUUUGAAUUGAUUUUUUGUGCUUAUUUUGGGGUCUAUUUUAAUUUAUAAAGGGAUUCUGCACACCUACAGAAAAAUACCAUUCUAACAGUAUGCGUAGAUUUCCUCUACAAUGCACACAAGCUGAGAAAAAAGGUUUUAAAGAAACAUGCUUGCCUAUUAAUAUAUAGAUUGGCCCAUAACUUGCUUUGGUUGAUACGUAGUCUUCAUAGAAUUGUCCAAGAAGAGAAACUUAAAUUGAAAAUAACUCUAAAAGAAAAAUAUUUUAGUUAUAUUUUUGGAAAGAAUGUUAAAUGGUUGAUUAUAAUUUUGUUUAAGCACCUCAUUUUUGCACUUCUAGCAUUUCUUUUCAACCAAUUCUCUGAAGAAGGAUAUCAGAAUUAAAUAUCGACAUAAUGUUUUGUGACUUUCCGCUAAGGACCUAUUAGCUCCAGGAAUCUUAGUUUCUCAGUUAAAACUUCUGAACUCCAUCCCUUUAAAAAAAAUCAAAGCUUUCAAGGGGAGGUUCUGUUGGGGAAGGAUUCAAUUUUUUUUAUUAAUUUACUGCAUAAUUAGGAUAAGCACAGUUUGUUUACUACACCUUUGCUAUUAAUUGAAUGAAGACAAAUAUAUCAGACCAUUUUCAGCCUUACUAAGUAUAUCCCAUGUAUUCCAUACUAUAAGUUAACCCUUAAUGUUAAGUUUGUAUUUAUUAUAUUGUUGCUAUUGUAUAUUUUAAAGAUAUUCGUUAUCAAGUGUUUCCUUUGUUUUUGUGGUGGCCGAUCAAACACCAAACGCUCUCUUGUACAUUACAAUUGAAUAGAAAAGUUUAUUGUACAUUUUCCAAUAUUGUUGUGAUAAAUUGUAUAGUUCUUGUACUUACAGGUUUUUCCAUGUUCCCAAAAUUCCUUUGAAAGUGCAAUACGGAACUCAAGUAGUUAGCACGUUGUAAAUUAAUCCUAAUUUUAUUUUGUCUACAUUCAAACAAAGUAAUUCUAUUCACUGCCAACUUCAAUAGUAUUGAGUCGAAUGAGGUAUUAUUAAGUAUCAAACAAAUUUUAUAAAUGAUUCACUAGUUGUUUAUUUAUUGGGAAAAGUAUAUUGAAUGUGAUCAAAACGGUUUUUAAUUCUAUGGAAUGUGUUAUUUUUUCAAACAAAUUUGUUGUAAAAAAUCUUUGUUUAUUAUUAUAUUAUGAGAGGAAAAGAGCAAAGUUGAUUUUGUUUUUUACAAAAUUUGCAAUUAAUUAUUUUUUUCAGUUAAAGUUUGGAUUUUAUCAAAUGUUUUUUCUGGUAAGAAGGAUAAAACAAUAAUUAUAUUAUCUAAGUUAGUUUCAUUAGAUAUUCAUAUAUUAAAUAAACAAAAUUAUUAAACUGUAUUUUUAACAGGUGUAUAAUUUUGUAUUUUGAAGUAGGAACAGAUUUUUUAUCUUCUAAAUGUAGGAAAAAAACUUUAAUUUGUUGGAUUUCACCAGCACUAGUCAUCAUAGUUCAGAGUGUAUCAUAACCAAUAAAUUAUAUAUUUUAGUUUAUUGAA
Macrosteles quadrilineatus (aster leafhopper) is the source of this 4936-nucleotide messenger RNA. RefSeq names its product ubiquitin carboxyl-terminal hydrolase 43 (gene Usp15-31). Gene Ontology annotation, molecular function: cysteine-type deubiquitinase activity. Gene Ontology annotation, biological process: protein deubiquitination. The coding region runs from base 160 to 2799 and encodes 879 amino acids. The record is from RefSeq and is a predicted model, not a curated record. Lineage: Eukaryota; Metazoa; Arthropoda; Insecta; Hemiptera; Cicadellidae. The transcript has 13 exons.